AUGGCUAUUCUCAAGCUCAAGGCUGUCGCCAGCAUUCUAGCUUUCUGUGCUGCCUCUGUCGCUGCAACUGGGGGUGAGACUGCUACAUGUCUGUCUGCUCAUACCAUCACCGAAACUGCUGUGACUGAUUCUGGUUAUACAAUCUCUGACGGCACUACUGUCUCUACCAUGAACAUCUGCACUGUCACCCACGAGACCCAGUGCAAUCAAGUCACCUCAGUGCCUUAUAGCGCCGAGAUGCAUCCUUCCUCUGCCGCCGACAUUCCACCUGCUCCCACUGGAGCUAAUCCUCCUGCUGACAGCUCCGCUACCUCCGUCGGUGCCCAGGGUGCCUCUGCUUCCUCCGAGGCCGGUCCUUCUGCUGGACAGACUGGAGCUCCGUCUACUGGUGUCCCUGUUGUCCCUAUUCCUCCCGCCUCCGGGCCCAGCUACGUCUCUGGACCUGGUUCUUCCUCCGGCGAGCAGGAAACCAACCCUGGCCCUACCGACUCCGUCGGUGUCGAGAACCCUUCCCCUUCUGCUGUUGACAGUGUCACCAAUGUGUCCGGCGUCCAGACCAGCACUGCCGCUUACGGAUCCUCCGUCUCUGACACCGCUGUCGUUGUGACUGACUCCGAGACCGGGUACGAGUCCGUUAUCUCUGGCACUGCCACAGACACGUAUCCUUCCUCUGCUGAAGAGUCCGACGAGAGCACUCCUACUGGCACUCCGGGUGUCACUGCCAGCGCAGCAGCUAAGGUGCUUGCUCCUGGUGCCGCACUUGGCAUCGCUGGCAUGCUCAUCGCUGUCAUCUUCUAA
This is a messenger RNA of Fusarium fujikuroi IMI 58289, 798 nucleotides long. RefSeq lists its product as uncharacterized. Bases 1 to 798 code for a protein of 265 amino acids. The record is from RefSeq and is a predicted model, not a curated record. The transcript is spliced from 3 exons. NCBI's taxonomy places the organism in Eukaryota, Fungi, Ascomycota, Sordariomycetes, Hypocreales, Nectriaceae.